CCGGGGCUCCUCGCCCUACAGUGUCAGAAAAAUUAAAAAAAAAAAAAAGCAAAGGAAAAAAGAGAAAGAAAAAGGGAAAGAGGAGCGCGGGCAGGCGGUCGGGAUCUCUUCCCUCCCUCCGCGCCCGCCCUCCCUCUGUCCUUAAGGAAAUGCUACCAGACACCCCCCACCAGACACGCUCAGCCUUGGCGAGGAGCGGCCGCCGCGGCAGCGAGAACAAGGGCACCAGGGGGGUUUCCUCCCCCUCCUCCUCUCCCUUCUCUUCCUCCUCCUCCUCCUCCUCCUCCUCUCCGUCCUCCUCCUUCUCCGCCGUGACUUUCCAGAUUGGCGAAUUGACCUGAGAAACUGAAACUCAAGAUUGUGAAAAUGUGUGAAUAAGACCGAAUGCAGAUUUUCAGGUGGCAUCUUUGAAUUUUUAAAAAGACAAUGAUAAUUAGAUCUACUUGAAGAAUUAAGUGAAUUUAUUUGGUUGGAACACUUUUGCCAAUUCUUUAACAUUCAGCCUCUGGAUCCCCGGAAGUUAUGUAUGUACGAGUUCCUGUGGAGAAAGUUGACCUCGUGGAAAGCAAAGACCAUUGUGAUGCAGAUUUUUGAUAUGAGGAUAACAGGAAGCGUCAAGACAAUCAUGUCCAUGAGAAUUCUACACCAUCCAGAUCAUUUUAUCCUAGUGAAACUCGCAAUUAAACUUUGCUCUAGUUGAUGGGCAAAAUUUCUCCAGGACUAUUUGUCAUCCCGAUUUCAUCCUAGUUGAAAAUAUUCAAAUGCCAUUAGAAACCUUGAUAGAUUUGCACUUAGCUUUUGCGUUGGGCCUUUCUACAAUGGAGAGAACUGUGUUAUAGCCCUGGUCAAAACCAAAACCAUCAGAUGCCCAUAGACUACUGUUGGGCGUGGCAAGUUUCCAAGAAAAGGAGCACCGGCACGUUUGCAGACGCCCUGGAACAUGGAAGCAAGCAAGUUUUGAAAAGCACAGCUUCGAGGACACUCCAUGAGUCUGCACGGCUUUGCAGCCACUAGCACUUAAGACCUUGUACAACAAAAUGGACACUGGGGACACAACUCUCGGACAAAAAGCUACCUCAAGGUCUGGAGAAACUGAGAACGCAUCAGGUAGAUGGAGACAGGAACAAUCAGCUAUUAUUAAGAUGAGCACUUUCGGCAGUCAGGAAGGACAGCGGCAGCCCCAAAUAGAUCCUGAGCAAAUUGGAAACACAGCAUCAGCACAACUCUUUGGUUCUAGCAAACUGGCCUCGCCCGGCGAAGUGGCACAGCAAGUCGCCGAGAAGCAAUACGCACCACACCGACCGACUCCUUACUCAUGCCAACAUUCGCUCUCUUUCCCUCAGCACUCAUUGCCACAGGGGGUCAUGCACAGCAGCAAGCCGCAUCACAGCCUCGAGGGCCCUCCUUGGCUUUUCCCCGGCCCGUUGCCCUCCGUCGCCUCCGAGGACUUAUUUUCGUUUCCCAUCCCCGGCCACAGCGGAGGGUACCCCAGAAAAAAGAUCUCCGGUCUGAACCCCGCUUAUAGCCAAUACUCCCAGAAGAGUUUCGACCAGUCUGAAGAUGCUCACAAGAAAGAGCACAAACCCAAAAAACUCGGCAAGUACAUUUGCCCUUACUGCAGCAGGGCGUGUGCCAAACCCAGCGUACUGAAAAAACACAUCCGGUCCCACACCGGGGAGCGGCCCUACCCGUGCAUCCCCUGCGGCUUCUCCUUCAAGACGAAGAGCAAUCUGUACAAGCACAGGAAGUCGCACGCGCAUGCCAUCAAGGCAGGCUUGGUCCCGUUCACCGAGUCGGCCGUCUCGAAAUUGGACCUGGAGGCCGGCUUCAUCGACGUCGAGGCGGAAAUCCACUCCGACGGCGAGCAGAGCACAGACACUGACGAGGAGGGUUCUUUGUUUGUGGAAGCUGCGGACAAGAUGAGCCCCGGGCCCCCGCUCCCGCUGGACAUCAGCGGCCGGGCUGGCUACCACGGGUCGCUGGAGGACUCGCUGGGCGGCCCCAUGAAGGUGCCCAUUCUCAUCAUCCCCAAGAGCGGGCUUCCGUUACCCCACGACAGUUCUUACGUCGGCCCCGAUCUGCUUCCCGCCCCGUCGCUCAGCGCCAAGGCCGACGACUCGCACACCGUGAAGCAGAAGCUGGCGCUGCGGCUGUCGGAGAAGAAGGGCCAAGACUCCGAGCCGUCGCUCAACCUCCUGAGCCCGCACAGCAAAGGGAGCACCGACUCGGGCUACUUCUCCCGCUCCGAGAGCGCCGAGCAGCAGAUCAGCCCCCCCAACACCAACGCCAAGUCUUACGAGGAGAUCAUCUUCGGCAAGUACUGCCGCCUCAGCCCGCGCAACACCCUCAGCGUCACCUCAGCCAGUCAGGAGCGCGCCCCCGCGGGCAGGAAGGGCCGCGUGGAAGCGCUGUUACCUCACGUCAACACCAGGUUGGACGUCCAGAUGUUUGAGGACCCCGUUUCCCAGCUCCUCCCGGGCCAGGGCGACCUGGAGCCGGGUCCCACGGGCAUGCUGAAGGCCACCAAGUUCAACAGCGAGCCGAGACCGUCGCCACAGCAGCAGCCGCCGCUGCCGCCGCCGCUCGCGCCUUCUGUCAGGAACGAAGGGAAACUCUACCCGGCCAACUUCCAAGGCAGCGGCGGGAACCUGGCUCUCCUCGAAGCACCGGUCGACGCCUCCCCCCUGAUCAGAAGCAACUCCAUGCCCACCUCCUCCGCCACCAAUCUCAGCGUGCCCCCGUCUCUGCGAGGAAGCCACUCGUUCGACGAGAGGAUGACCGGCUCGGACGACGUGUUCUACCCCGGCACGGUGGGCAUCCCCCCUCAGCGCAUGCUGAGGCGCCAGGCGGCCUUCGAGCUGCCCUCGGUGCAGGAGGGGCACCCGGAGGCCGAGCACCACCACGGCCGGGUGCCCAAGGCCCUGGCGGCUUCGUCGUCGCUCAAGGAGAAGAAACUGAUGUCAGACAACAGGCUCGGCUAUGACUAUGACGUCUGCCGGAAGCCCUAUAAGAAGUGGGACGACUCGGACGCCCCGAAGCCUCCGGCCUACAGGGACCUUUCCUGCCUGGGCUCUCUGAAGCACGGUGGAGACUACUUCAUGGACCCCGCCGUGCCGCUGCCCGCCGUGCCCACCCUGUUCGGCACCCCCUGCGAGACCCGCAAGCGCCGGAAGGAGAAGAGCGUGGGCGACGAGGAGGACACCCCGAUGAUCUGCGGCGGCUCGGGUGGGGCGCCCCUGGGCCUGGCGGGCGCCCCCGAGUACGACCCCAAGAUGCAGCUGCAGCAGCAGGAUGCGGCCCGGAGUGGCUUCCCCGCGGGCGGGCACGGCGGCGAGCGCUUCGACCCCGCUCGGCCACCGCCACUGCAGUCGGGCAGCCCAUCGCUGGGCUCAGACGAGUCCCCCUCGGCCGCCGACGCCGACAGGAUGUCAGAGGUGGGGUCCAGGAAGCCCCCCGGGAACGUGAUCUCCGUGAUCCAGCACACCAACUCGCUGAGUCGCCCCAACUCCUUCGAGAGGUCCGAGUCGGCCGAGCUGGCAGGCAGCGCCCUGGACAAAGCAUCCUCCCCAUCCGAGACCUGUGACAGCGACGCUGUCUCCGAAGCCCCCGUGAGCCCAGAGAGUGCAGACGGUGGCUGCGGCAGUGGCGGGGGUCGACCUUCACCCUCGCAGCCAGGCCCGCAGCCCCCCUACCACGCGCAGCCCCGGCUGGUCCGCCAGCACAACAUCCAGGUGCCCGAGAUCCGAGUGACCGAGGAGCCCGACAAGCCGGACAAGGAGAAAGAAGCGCCCAGCAAGGAGCCCGACAAGCCCGCUGAGGAGUUCCAGUGGCCGCAGCGCAGCGAGACUCUGUCUCAGCUGCCCGCCGAGAAGCUCCCUCCCAAGAAGAAGCGGCUCCGCCUGGCUGACAUGGAGCACUCGUCCGGGGAGUCCAGCUUCGAGUCGGCCGGCACUGGCCUCUCGCGCAGCCCCAGCCAGGAGAGCAACCUGUCGCAUAGCUCCAGCUUCUCCAUGUCGUUCGAGAGAGAUGACCCCCUGAAGCUGCCCGCGCCCCCCAACCGGCAGGAGGAGCUGGGGAAGCACUCGGAGUUCCUGACGGUCCCUGCCGGCUCCUACUCCCUGUCGGUGCCCGGCCACCACCACCAGAAGGAGAUGCGACGCUGCUCCUCUGAGCAGAUGCCUUGUCCUCAUCCCCCCGAAGUCCCGGAAAUCCGAAGUAAAUCGUUCGAUUACGGCAAUCUGUCCCACGCCCCCGGGGCCGGAGGCUCGGCCUCCACCUUGUCCCCCUCUCGGGAGAGGAAGAAGUGCUUCCUGGUGCGGCAAGCGUCCUUCAGCGGCUCCCCGGAGACCGCCCAGGGGGAGACCGGGCCGGACCUGAGCGUCAAACAGGAGCAGCUGGAGCACCUCAGGUCCUCGUGGCACCCGGCUGCCUGCCCCCUGCUCCCGCCGCUGCAGGCCACUGAGGAGCCGGGAAAGCAGGUGGUGGGGCCCUGCGCCCCGCUGAGCUCAGGCCCAAUGCACCUGGCUCAGCCGCAGAUCAUGCACCUGGACAGUCAGGAACCGCUGCGGAAUCCGCUGAUGCCACCGGGCUCCUACAUUCCCGGCAAGCACCUGUCCGAACAGCCACCCUUAUUUGCACAUCAAGAGUCGCUUCCCUUCUCUCCCAUCCAGAAUGCCUUGUUUCAGUUUCAGUACCCGACUGUCUGCAUGGUUCACUUACCAGCUCCGCAGCCUCCCUGGUGGCAGGCGCAUUUCCCACACUACGGCAAACCUUUCCAGGCCGACAUGCCUCCUGCCUAUCCCUUAGAGCACGUGGCAGAACACACUGGAAAGAAAUCUUCUGAGUAUGCCCAUCUGAAAGAGCCAGCCCACCCGUGCUAUGCAGGAGCAUCAGGGCUCCACGCAAAGAACCUUCUUCCCAAGUUCCCAUCAGACCAGAGCACCAAGUCAGCAGAUAUUCCCUCCGAGCAGAUGCUCCAAGAUGAUUUCGGCUCUGCCAGCGCCGGCCCGCUCCAGUCCUUGCCGGGAACCGUGGUUCCGGUGAGGAUCCAGACCCACGUGCCGUCCUAUGGAAGCGUCAUGUACACGAGCAUCUCUCAGAUCCUGGGGCAGAACAGCCCGGCCAUCGUCAUCUGUAAAGUCGACGAGAAUGUGACCCAGAGAACGCUGGUGACCAAUGCCGCCAUGCAAGGAAUGGGAUUUAACAUCGCCCAGGUCCUGGGACAGCAUGCAAGCUUGGAAAAAUACCCCAUCUGGAAAGUCCCCCAGACCUUACCCCUGGGCUUAGAAUCCUCCAUCCCCCUCUGCUUACCAUCCACCUCGGACAGUGUGGCCACUCUGGGAGGCAGCAAACGCAUGCUGUCUCCUGCCAGCAGCCUGGAGCUCUUCAUUGAGUCCAAGCAGCAGAAAAGGGUGAAAGAAGAAAAGAUGUACGGGCAGAUCGUGGAGGAGCUCAGCGCUGUGGAGCUCACCAACUCGGACAUCAAGAAGGAUCUCUCCCGCCCACAGAAACCCCAGCUGGUCCGGCAAGGCUGUGCUUCCGAGCCCAAAGAUGGCUCACAGUCGGCAUCAUCUUCCUUCUCCUCGCUGUCCCCCUCCUCAUCUCAAGAUCACCCCUCAGGCAAUACACCCCUGAGGGAGCCGUUUCCCCCGGGCUCCAGGGCACCUCUGCUCGGGCAGAAGUCCAGCGGACCUUCGGAAAGCAGAGAGUCCUCCGAUGAAUUAGAUAUCGAUGAGACGGCGUCUGACAUGAGUAUGAGCCCGCAGAGCUCCUUGGCACAGGGAGAUGGUCAGCUGGAAGAGCACAGGAAGGGCCACAGGCUGCCUUUCGGCAUGCUGGUGCACAUGGCCUCAGGGCCCAGCGGGAAGGCGGCAAAUUCUACUCUUCUUCUCACUGACGUGGCAGAUUUCCAGCAGAUUCUGCAGUUCCCCAGUCUGCGGACAACUACUACUGUGAGUUGGUGCUUUUUGAAUUAUACAAAACCCAGUUCUGUGCAACAGGCCACCUUCAAAUCCUCAGUUUAUGCUUCAUGGUGCAUUAGUUCCUGCAACCCAAAUCCAUCAGGAUUGAACACCAAGACCACACUGGCUCUUCUGAGGUCCAAGCAAAAAAUCACCGCAGAAAUUUACACUCUGGCUGCUAUGCACAGGCCCGGAACCGGCAAACUUACAUCAUCAAGUGCUUGGAAGCAGUUUGCUCAGAUGAAACCAGAUUCAUCCUUUUUGUUUGGAAGCAAACUAGAAAGGAAACUAGUGGGAAAUAUCUUAAAGGAAAGAGGAAAAGGAGAUAUUCAUGGAGACAAAGAUAUUGGAUCCAAACAAAAUGAGCCAAUUCGAAUUAAAAUCUUUGAAGGAGGGUAUAAGUCAAAUGAAGAUUAUGUAUAUGUCAGAGGACGUGGACGUGGAAAGUACAUAUGUGAAGAAUGUGGGAUUCGCUGUAAGAAGCCAAGUAUGCUCAAAAAACACAUCCGCACUCAUACUGAUGUCCGGCCUUAUGUAUGCAAGUUGUGUAAUUUCGCCUUCAAAACGAAAGGAAACCUAACGAAGCAUAUGAAAUCUAAAGCACACAUGAAAAAAUGCCUGGAGUUGGGUGUUUCGAUGACAUCAGUAGAAGACACAGAGACGGAGGAAGCAGAAACGAUGGAAGAUUUGCAUAAAGGGGCUGAGAAGCAUAGCAUGUCCAGCAUUUCAACUGACCAUCAGUUCUCAGAUGCUGAAGAAUCAGAUGGCGAAGAUGGAGAUGAUAACGAUGACGAUGAUGAAGAUGAAGAUGACUUUGAUGACCAGGGAGAUUUGACACCAAAAACAAGAUCAAGAAGCACCAGUCCUCAGCCUCCUCGAUUCUCCUCCUUGCCUGUGAAUGUUGGCGCUGUACCCCACGGGGUUCCUUCGGAUAGUUCCCUGGGACAUUCUUCAUUGAUCAGCUAUUUGGUUACUCUGCCAAGUAUUCAGGUCACUCAGCUCAUGACACCAAGCGACUCUUGUGAAGAUACCCAGAUGACAGAAUACCAGAGGUUAUUCCAGAGCAAAAGUACAGACUCCGAACCAGACAAAGAUAGGCUGGACAUACCGAGUUGUAUGGAUGAAGAGUACAUGCUGUCUUCAGAGCCCAGCUCCUCACCGAGGGACUUCUCACCCUCAAGCCACCAUUCCUCACCGGGAUACGAUUCUUCACCCUGUCGAGAUAAUUCACCAAAGAGGUAUCUGAUACCCAAAGGAGAUUUAUCACCCAGAAGACAUUUGUCACCCAGGAGAGAGCUAUCACCCAUGAGACACCUUUCACCAAGAAAAGAAGCAGCUCUGAGAAGAGAGAUGUCACAGAGAGAUAUUUCGCCAAGAAGGCAUCUGUCCCCAAGGAGGCCAUUAUCACCUGGGAAAGAUAUCAUCACAAGAAGAGACCUCUCUCCCAGAAGAGAGAGAAGGUACAUGACCACCAUCAGAGCGCCAUCUCCCCGAAGGGCUUUAUACCACAAUCCACCACUGUCCAUGGGACCGUAUUUGCAAGCAGAGCCAAUUGUCUUGGGGCCUCCUAAUUUAAGAAGAGGAUUACCUCAGGUUCCUUACUUCAGUCUCUAUGGAGACCAAGAAGGUGCUUAUGAACAUCCAGGCUCCAGCCUUUUCCCUGAGGGUCCUAAUGACUAUGUCUUCAGUCAUCUUCCACUCCACUCCCAGCAACAAGUGCGAGCUCCUAUCCCAAUGGUGCCAGUUGGUGGGAUCCAAAUGGUUCACUCCAUGCCGCCGGCCCUUUCCGGUUUACAUCCUCCACCCACUUUGCCUCUGCCAAUGGAAAGCUCUGAAGAGAAGAAAGGCGCUUCCGGGGACUCCUUCUCCAAGGAUCCCUACAUUCUUUCUAAGCAGCAGGAGAAACGAUCUCCACAUCUUUUGCAGUCAUCUGGUCCACCUAGCACACCCUCCUCUCCUCGGCUCCUGAUGAAACAGAGCACUUCAGAAGACAGCCUAAACGCGACAGAGAGGGAACAGGAGGAAAACAUACAGACUUGUACAAAAGCCAUUGCCUCUCUUCGGAUUGCCACAGAAGAGGCCGCUCUGCUUGGGGCAUCAGAUCAGCCCGCAAGGGUGCUUGAGCCCCAUCAGAAACCCUUAGAAAGUGCACAUGUUAGCAUUAGACACUUUAGUGGACCUGAGCCAGGCCAGCCCUGUACCUCAGCUACCCACCCUGACUUGCAUGAUGGUGAAAAGGACAAUUUUGGUACAUCACAGACUGCGUUAGCUCACUCCACGUUUUACGGUAAGAGGUGUAUGGAAGACAAGCAGUCGAGUUUUCAUGGCAGCAAAGAAUUACCUUCAAGCACAGAGGAAGGCAAAGAGUCUUCAUCAGAAAAGAGUCAGUUACAUUGAUCUAAGAUGCAUGGAGACUUUCGUUUUCACAUCUCCCCAUUUUGUUUUUGUUUUUCUAGAAAUAGAGGUAAUCAAGUUUAUAGCAUGCCUGUCCUAAGUUACAGUAGUUUGCUAUUAUAUAUACUUUUGUUAUUUCAAAAGAAUUAGGUGAAUUAACAAGUCAUCAUGAGCCUGACCAAAACAAAAAUUUGAAAUUAACCUAUUGGGUCUGGUACUUUUAACUUGUACAGAUGUUUGUGCCUUUUCUUUACUUUGCUUAUAUUCUUAUAAGCAUUUUUUAGCAGUAAUUUGUACAUAUUUUAGAAUUUGUGUAUCUGCUUUGUAAUAAAUGUAAUUUCUUUCCUUUUUUGGACACUUGAUCUAAAUGAUGUAAAGCAAAACAGCAUCAAAAUAUAUGUGAGGUUGCACUAAAACAUAUUUUUAUAUGAUUAAAACUGAACAGCUUUUAUGUACAGCUCUGAUUCUGUAAUACUAAUAUUUAUUUACUUUGUUUCAUAAAUUGUACAUUUUUUCUUAAUGUUGUGGAUUGCUUUUCUAUGUGAAGCAUGGGAUUUACUGUUGCGUAAGUAGAACAAAAAAUGUAUAUUGUAAACAAGAUAUUUAAACUAGAGUAUCUUAUUCUGCACUUAUGCAUUAGUUUAAAAAAGAUAAAGGAUGUAUCAGUCAGUUCUUAACGCUUGUAAAUUUUUUUCUCUCUUGUUUGCUGGAUUGACUAUAACUUAAGUGCUGAUUGUGAUUUUAAACUGAUAGUACCGUAAAGCAUUAAAGUAAACAAUGUGCUAUUGUGAGUUUUUUCAAAGCUUUAUAAAUCAGUUAUAAAUAAUAUUAAAAGUAUUUGGUCUUAUGUGAACAUGUUGAUCUAUAUACUCAUCUGAAAAUAUGGGAAAACAUUCCGCCCCAUGUAAAUAUGUACAAGUGCAUCACUGGUACAAUUUAAUGUAACUCGAUUGGACACUAGGUUGCCACAGACCUAUGCUAGGGUGUCUUUAAAAAUUAAAGUGACAAAGCACAUGGGACUGUGUAGAGCUUGGUUAUCGGCCGGCCCGGUGGCUUGGCAGGCAGUGCUGUGCGCUGUCCAUGGAGAAGACCUGGGCGUAAGAAUGUCCUUGGUUCUUGGUGACUGGAACUAAGGCUACUACAGAGGAAUUGCGCUUGGACUCUGAAGGUGGGGUGUGGAAGCAGGAAGGGGUGUGGAGACUCACUCACUGGCCCUUCCUGCCAGCCAAUCCACACGGUAACAGGGUUGGCAUCAGCUUUAGGGGAAGUCACUUUACCUAUUGGAAGAGGGAAGAGUGUCAUACUCCUGGCUAUCUCAGGGGGAAUGGGGAAAGAAGCUUUCCAGGGAAAAGAACUCACGGGAGGAUGACGUCUUUUGUAUAGAACAUUGAGAAGGGGCUUUGGAUAGUGUUGACGGUGAGCAGAGCCUUUGUAGGUCCGGAAGAAUAAAAGAAAGGGAGGGGGGACAACACAUGUGCACACACGCACACGUACAAUCUGGGUUACCUUUGUGCUAUAUAGUGGAUUAUAAUUCUGUGAAACCAAGUUUGUAUAUUGAAUUACAUUAAGGAGUGUUCUUUAAAAAGAGAAAUAAAUAUACAAUUACAUGCUUGA
This is a messenger RNA of Sorex fumeus (smoky shrew), 9968 nucleotides long. It is a transcript of the gene HIVEP2, whose product is annotated as HIVEP zinc finger 2. Bases 1038 to 8357 code for a protein of 2439 amino acids. Gene Ontology annotation, biological process: regulation of transcription by RNA polymerase II. Gene Ontology annotation, cellular component: nucleus. The transcript is spliced from 11 exons. Lineage: Eukaryota; Metazoa; Chordata; Mammalia; Eulipotyphla; Soricidae. Gene Ontology annotation, molecular function: RNA polymerase II cis-regulatory region sequence-specific DNA binding; DNA-binding transcription factor activity, RNA polymerase II-specific. The record is from RefSeq and is a predicted model, not a curated record.